This is a messenger RNA of Prosopis cineraria, 5137 nucleotides long. RefSeq lists its product as uncharacterized. The coding region runs from base 152 to 985 and encodes 277 amino acids. The record is from RefSeq and is a predicted model, not a curated record. The transcript has 2 exons. Lineage: Eukaryota; Viridiplantae; Streptophyta; Magnoliopsida; Fabales; Fabaceae.
ACAAGCUUUGUGAGUGAUAAAAGGCAAGUAUGUUUUUCAUCAUUAAAAAAAAAAGAGCCAUUAAUUUUUUUUUUGUAAAACACGAGUGACUUUAUUUAUCUUGAGAGUAAACACGUGAGUUUGCGUGUGUGAGGACCUAUUUUUAUCUUAUAUGGUUUCUAGUGCUUCUGUGAACAUGAGUAAUAAGAAUGAAUCCCCUAGUAUUGAUAUGAACUCUGUUUUAGAACUUAUCAAAACACAGUUACAGCAGUUUUGCUUGGAACUUGAUCAUAGGUUCCAUAAAGAGGAUAAAGAUGAGCCGGAGACUUCUUCUUCUAAAGAAAAGAAGCAUAAGAUCCCCAGCGAUAAUGAGGAGUAUGAAGAACCCCCUUCUCCUAAGGGAAAGAAAUCCUUAAAGCGUGGUGUUAACUUAUCGAACCAAAAAGUAAAGUAUCCUUCAUUCAAAAGUAGCAACAAUCCAGAAAAAUACCUUGAUUGGGAAAUGAAGAUAGACCAAAUCUUCAUGACUCUUGAUUUGUCUGAGUUAAGGAAGGUAAAAACUACUUCUUUAAAUUUCACUGACUAUACUAUUUAUUGGUGGCAAGAUUUGCAGUACAAAAGAAGCCAACUUGCGAAAAAACCCAUUAAAACAUGGGAGAAGCUUAAAAGGUACUUGAGAAAGGUUUAUGUCCCUAGCUACUACUACACAGAGCUGAAUAGAAAAUUGAGAAUGUUUUCUCAAGGAUCUAUGAUAGUAGAGGAGUAUGUGCACGAGUUGAAUAUCUUGAAGUUUUGUGCAAACAUUCAAGAAAAUGAAUGUGAAGCAAUGUCAAGAAUUAUGGAUGGUUUGAGGCUAGAGUUGAGAGAUAAGCUUGACUUGUACACUUUUGUGGACAAGGAAGAGCUCAUACACAAGGCUAUAAAGUUGGAGCAGAGAAAUAAGAACAAACGUUCCAAAUCCUCUUGGAAAGACUCCAAGACAACUUCCAAAUGGAAGGAUUCCUAAGCCAAAGAUACAUCCUAAGCCAAGGAAGAAAUAAAGACCAACUAUGAGGGUAAAACUUCUAAACCUAAACCUUCUUCUUAUUUAUCUAACACUUCUCCUAUUAAGUGUUUCAAAUGUCAUGGUGUGGGUCACAUGGCGAGAGAUUGUAACAAUAAAAGGGUUAUGACCUUGAGAGAUGAUGGUGGCUAUGAUAGUGUGCAUGAAAGUGAUAAAGAUGAUGCUGAUAAUGUUGAUAAUGAUUCUACCUCCCAUGAAUCAAAUGAUGAGCUUGAAUGCAAUGAUGUAGUUGACUCUAUCUUAGUGGCAAGAAGAGCUCUCAAUAUUCAACCAAAGGAGGAUGAUAAGCAUGAGCAACGCGAGCAUAUUUUUCACACUAGAUGCUUCAUCAAAGAGAAAGUAUGUAGCAUGGUAAUUGAUGGUGGUAGUUGCACUAACGUCGCUAGCACUUUACUUGUAGAUAAAUUAUCUUUACCUUUAAUUCCACACCCUAAGCCCUACAAAUUACAAUGGUUGAAUGAUUUUAUUGAAAUUAGGGUUUCUAAGCAAGUGUUGAUUACUUUCUCUGUUGGAGUUUAUACUUGUGAUUUAUUAUGUGAUGUAGCCCCUAUGCUUGCUGGACACUUGUUAUUAGGUAGGCCUUGGUAGUUUGAUAGUAAGGCUACUCAUAAUGGUUUUAGAAAUUGUUACAAGGUGCCUUUUAAAGGCAAAACUAUUGUAUUAAAUCCUCUUAGGCUCAUCCAAGCCUAUGAAGAUCAACUAAAGAUUAUUCAAGAUUACAAGUAAAGGAGAGAUCUCCUUGAUUGUGGCAUGAGUGAGAGAGAAAAGAAAGAGAGUAUUACUUUACUUGAAAAUCAAUCAAAAGAGAGGAAAAAGAGUGGUAAGAAGGUGAGAAAAGAAAAAAAUAGAAUGGUGGGAGUGAAGGAAAAUAGUGAAAAGAAAAUAUUAUUGUGUGGGAAAAGUAAGAUUCAAGAGGCUUUGAUGAGUGAGCAAGCCUUUAUUGUAAUUCCCAAGAAUAUUUAUUUUUCUACUAAUACUUUUGACCCCACUUUGCCUUCUAGUGUUGUCUCUUUGUUGCAGGAUUAUAGAGAUCUAUUCCUUGAUGAAAUUCCUGAUAGACUUCCUCCCUUAAGAGGAAUUGAGCAUAGGAUAGAUUUCUUGCCUGGAGCUGCUAUUCUAAACAAGCCUGCUUAUAGGGCUAACCCUGAAGAGACUAAGGAGAUCCAGCGCCAAGUAGAGGAAUUGAUAAUGAAAGGCUUUGUGCGUGAGAGCCUUAGCCCUUGUGCUGUCCCUAUUAUCUUGGUGUCAAAAAAAGACGGAUCUUAGAGGAUGUGUAUUAAUUGUAGAGCAAUCAACAAAAUCACUGUAAAGUAUCGUUACCCUAUCCUUGGACUUGAUGAUAUGCUUGAUGAAUUGCAUGGUGCUUUUAUCUUUUCUAAAAUUGAUCUUAGAAGUAGUUAUCAUCAAAUUAGUAUGAAAGAGGGUGAUGAAUGGAAAACUGCCUUUAAAACUAAAUUUGAAUUAUAUGAAUGGUUAGUUUGCCUUUUGGUUUGACUAAUGCUUCUAGCACUUUUAUGGUAUUAAUGAAUCAUGUUUUUAGAAAGUUUAUAGGCAAGUUUGUUGUGGUUUACUUUGAUGAUAUUCUGAUUUAUAGUAAAUCUUUGACUGAUCAUAUAAGUCAUCUUAAAAAUGUGUUCGACAUCUUGAAGGAAUAUAAGCUAUAUGCUAAUUUUCAAAAGUGUUUCUUUUACAUGGACUUUGUUAUCUUUUUGGGAUUUGUUGUUAGAUUACAGGGAAUUCGUGUAGAUGAGGAGAAAGUUAAGGCUAUUCGUGAAUGGCCAACCCCUCAGAAUGCAAGUGAAGUGAGAAGCUUCCAUGACUUAGCAAGCUUCUAUAGGAGAUUUGUUAGGUGCUGUUUUAAUGUAGGAUUCUAAGCCUAUAGCUUACUUCAGUGAAAAGCUUCACGGCAUAGCUUUGAAUUAUUCCACCUAUGACAAAGAGCUUUAUGCUCUAAAGAGGGCCUUAGAAGCAUAACAACAUUAUUUGUGGCCCAAGGAAUUCAUCAUUCAUUCUGAUCAUGAAAGUUUAAAGUUUAUCAAGUCUCAAGGUAAGUUAAACAAGAGACAUGCUCGCUGGAUGAAAUUUAUUGAAACCUUUACUUAUAUGAUUAAGCAUAAGCAAGGUAAAGAUAAUGUCAUUGCUGAUGCCUUAUCUCGAAGGUAUACAUUACUUUUUUAUUUGCAUGCUCAAUUACUUGGUUUUGAGAUUCUAAAAAUUUUUUAUAAAACUGAUCUUGAUUUUGAAAAUAUUUGGAAAUCUUGUGAAAAUCAUGGAUCCGGUGAUUUCUUUAUAUUUGAUGGAUUUCUUUUUAAGAAAAAUAAAUUAUGCAUUCCUAUUUGUUCUAUGCGUGAGUUGCUUACUAAGGAAGCACGUAGUGGUGAUUUGAUAGGACACUUUGGUGUAGAGAAAACUUUGGCUAUUUUGUCUGAUCAUUUCUUUUGUCCUCACAUGUAGAAAGAUGUCAUAUCUGUUUGUGAUAAAUGCAUUAAAUGUAGACAAGCAGAAUCUAAGGUCCAACCUCAUAGGCUUUACUCUCCUUUACUCGUCCCCUCUCACCCUUGGGAACAUAUCUCUAUGGAUUGCCUAAAUCUUCUGCAGGCAAAGAUUCCAUAUUUGUUGUUGUUAAUAGGUUCUCUAAGAUGGCACACUUUAUUGCUUGUGCUAAGACUAAUGAUUCUAUUAAGAUUACUAACUUAUUCUUUAAAGAGAUUGUUCGUUUGCAUGGUUUACCUAAGACUAUUGUAAGUGACAGAGAUAUGAAGUUUCCUAGUCAUUUUUGGCGUACCCUAUGGCAUAAAUUAGGGACUAAGUUACUUUUUUUCACUACUUCCUAUCCACAAACUGAUGGUCAAACUGAGGUAGUUAACAGAACUAUGACUACACUAUUAAGAGCAAUAAUUCAGAAGAAUUUGAAGAAUUAGGUGAAUUGUUUACCUCAUAUUGAAUUUGCUUACAAUAGGUUGUUCAUUCUUCUACUUCUUAUUCUCUAUUUGAAAUUAUUUAUGGUUUCAAUCCAUUAUGUCCUAUUGAUAUUUUACCUUUGUCUUUCUCUGAGCUUGCUAACACUGAUGGCAAGAAAAAAGCUAAGUUUAUGCAGGACUUACAUGCUAAGGUUAAAGCAAACAUAGAGCGAAACAAUGAGCAAUAUGCCAAGCAAGCAAAUAAAGGCAGGAGACGUGUAAUCUUUGAGCUUGGAGAUUGGGUUUGGUUACAUUUAAGGAAAGAGAGAUUUCCUAAUCAAAGGAAGUCCAAACUUCAAGCUCGAGGAGAUGGACCUUUCCAAGUUUUGGAAAGAAUUAAUGAUAAUGCUUACAAGAUUGAUUUUCCUAACUCUUAUGGCAAUGUUAGUGCCACAUUUAAUAUUUCUGAUUGAUCUUUAUAUGAUUCUGCAGAUUCAAGGACGAAUCCUUUCCAACUGGGAGGGAAUGAUGGACACCAUGGCACGGGUGACAUGGCAUUAAUGGCAAUGAAGCUUGAGGAUGGUAAUCGUAAGCAUGGUGAUAUAGAAGGAGCCCAAUACUUCCAAUCCAACGUACCUAAAGACCCAUUACAACAUAUUGAAGGUCCAAUGACAAGAGCCCGAACUAAAGCCAUGAAGCAAGCCUUGUUCAGUUUUGUGCAAGAAGUUCAAGAGCUUAGAGAGCAUUGGGACACUCCUUUCAAGCCCAAAAGAGAGCACCUAUACGUGUAUAAUGUAUUUAAGAUCUAAACUCAUGAAAAGUCAAGCCCAAGAGAUGCAGACCUUAGCCCAAUGCAAGGAAGACUACAAGUUGAGCCUCUUACAAGCAAGGAGGCAUGAAACUCUAGUAAAGAAGUCAAGGGUGGCGUAAUUUUAAAUCUUUUAUGAUCCCUUGAUUGUCUCCUAACUUAUUUCCUAUUUUAAUGAUUCUUUGAUUUGAUUUUUUAUUUUGAGUAUAGUCAAAGGGUAGAAUUAAUUAUAGUAUUAAUUUUUAAAUUUUGUAAUCCCAUAAUUUUAGGAUCACAUCUCCUAAAUUAUGUGGCUGAAUAUUUUAUCAUUAUUUUAUAUUAUUUCUCCUUUUAGUAUUAGGAAAUUAGGGUUUUAAUUUUAGAAAAUAUUUUUUUCUAUGAGCCUAU